AUGUCCGACUCAACAGAACCUCCCGUCGUCGCCGUCAUGACCAACGGCACCCUCAACACCAACGGCGUCAAUGGCGAUCACCCGCCGCGCCCUCGCACGCCGCAGCCUAACGGCAUGUCCCUGACCGAAUACAGCGCCAACCCGUCCACACCCCCAGAGGAGAAGCGCAACCGCAUCAAGAAUGUCGUCCCGGAAGACUACCUGCUCCCCGAUGGCAACCCAGACUACCUCCGACUCAUCGCCGCCGCGACGUCCCGCGUAUACGAGGCCUGCAAGGUCACACCGCUCCAGCCCGCCGUCAACCUCUCCAACCGCCUCGAGUGCAACGUCCUCCUCAAGCGCGAGGACCAGCAGCCCGUCUUCAGCUUCAAGCUGCGCGGCGCCUACAACAAGAUGGCCCACCUCGACCCCGCCGUCAGCUGGAAGGGCGUCGUCUGCUGCUCCGCCGGCAACCACGCCCAGGGCGUCGCCUACUCGGCCCGCAAGCUCAAGAUCCCCGCGACCAUCGUCAUGCCCGAGGCCACCCCCAGCAUCAAGCACCUCAACGUCGCGAGGCUCGGCGGCCACGUCGUCCUCCACGGCGCAGACUUCGACGCCGCCAAGGAGGAGUGCGCCCGCCGCGAGGCCCAGGACGGCCUCAUCAACAUUCCCCCCUUCGACGACCCCUACGUCAUCGCCGGCCAGGGCACCAUCGGCAUGGAGCUCUUCGGCCAGAUCAACAUGUCCAAGCUGGACGCCAUCUUCUGCUGCGUCGGCGGCGGCGGCCUGAUCUCCGGCAUCGGCGUCUACGUCAAGCGCAUGGCGCCGCACGUCAAGAUCAUCGGCGUCGAGACCUACGACGCCAACGCCCUCGUCCAGUCCCUGGCCAAGGGCGAGCGCGUCGUGCUCAAGGACGUCGGCCUGUUUGCCGACGGCGCGGCCGUCAAGACCGUCGGCGAGGAGACCUUCCGCCUCUGCAAGGACGUCGUCGACGAGGUCGUCCAGGUCACCACCGACGAGGUCUGCGCCGCCAUCAAGGACAUGUACGACGACACGCGCGCGGGUCUCGAGCCCGCCGGCGCGCUCUCCAUCGCCGGUCUGAAGAAGUACGUCGCGCAGAACCCGAGCGAUCGCAAGAGGAGCAUGGUUGCCGUCACGUCCGGCGCCAACAUGAACUUCGACCGUCUGCGUUUCGUCGCCGAGCGCGCGACGCUGGGUGAGGGUAAGGAGGCCCUGCUGGCGGUCAGCAUCCCGGAGAGGCCCGGCGCGUUCGCCAACCUGAUCAACACCAUCCUGCCGCACUCCGUCACCGAGUUCUCCUACCGCUACGCCACGGACGAGGUCGCCAACGUGCUUAUCGGUAUCUCCCUGACGGCGCCCGCGUCGCAGAGGACCCAGGAGUUGCAGACUCUCCUGGAGCGCCUCCGGGCCGACGACAUGGCCGUCACCGAUCUGUCGGGCGACGAGCUCGCCAAGAGCCACAUCCGGUACCUCGUGGGCGGACGCUCAAACGUGGCCAACGAGCGCCUCUACAUGUUCAACUUCCCCGAGCGGCCCGGCGCCCUCGAGAAGUUCCUCCGCACGCUGAGGCCCAAGUUCAACAUCAGCCUGUUCAACUACAGAAACUACGGCGGCGACGUGGCCAAGGUCCUCGCUGGCAUCGUCUGUCCCGAGAACGAGGUCGAGGACCUCGAGACGUUCUUGACCGAGAUUGGAUACCCGUGGGAGGACUGCAGACACGAUAAGCGCACGGACAUUCUACCACGUGACGCGGCCAAGAGCCGCGAAAAUGCUCCCACCCGGAUGAAGCCAUCAAGGCCCAUCACCAUCGUCGCCGACAGCAAGACCCGAUUCUCGCACCCCUACCCACGGCCGUCCCCCCGAACGAUCGACCUCCGUCAACCCGUGACCCCCAAUCUCCGAUCGAUCGGCACCCGAGACGAACACCCCAAGCCGAACACCACAAUGGCUUCCCUCGCCGCCUCCUUCAGGGCCCUGUCCCUCACGACCGCCCGCGCGACCGCCGUCGCCCGCCCCCCAUGCUGCGCCCACAAGGUCGCGGCGCGCGCCAUGUCGACGGCGAUCAUGACGAGGCAGCCGAUGAUCAAGACCGAGGCGCUCUUUGCGGGGAAGAAGGCCGCUGCCGUGGGGAACGCGAUCGUGCAGCAGACGAGGGGGAUGAAGGUGCACAGCUCCGUCAAGAAGAGGUGUGAGCACUGCAAGAUCGUCCGUCGCAAGGCCGGCAAGAGACACAAUGGAUACCUCUACGUGAUCUGCAAGGCGAACCCCAGGCACAAGCAGCGCCAGUCUUAA
Molecule: messenger RNA, 2292 nt
Organism: Colletotrichum karsti
Lineage: Eukaryota; Fungi; Ascomycota; Sordariomycetes; Glomerellales; Glomerellaceae
Product: threonine dehydratase
Exons: 4
Coding region: 1-2292 (763 amino acids)
Biological process (GO): L-threonine catabolic process; translation
Cellular component (GO): ribosome
Molecular function (GO): pyridoxal phosphate binding; structural constituent of ribosome; threonine deaminase activity
Source: RefSeq, a predicted model, not a curated record